UAGCUUUUGCGAGGUAGGUCACCCUCCACCCCCAACCGCUGCGCGCAUUAAAGCUGUAUGAAGAUGAGAAAGAGGAAGUUUUUUUUUAAAAUAUAUAUAUCAUCCAAAUGCAGCCUGUAUCGUGAGGAGCGGGCGGUGGUGGAAUCCCGUUCAUCUUUCCAGCAUCGCCGCCAUUUCUGAAGUAGACGGUUUGUGCGUCUAGCCCUCUCUCUGUGAGAGUACGUAGUGACUGCAUGCUCGUCGUAGAAAGCAAUUCUUAAUAUCGACGUGAAUCACGGAAACACCUGCGAUUACCCACUGGGUUUUUUUUUGUUUUUUUUGGGGGUGGGGGUGGGGGGGGUGAAGUGGAGUCCCCCCUUUUUUGUUCGCUAGUGUCAUGAUUUGAAUCCAUUAUUUUGAGGUCUCUUAUUUCUAGUACUUCUUCCUUGCAUUUCGUACGGGCUAUGUCGACAAAAAAAAAGACUCCAUUUUCCAGCGAUACGCAGUGCACCGAGGACUGUUGUGGACGAAGCAGCAGACUGGAGACUCUUAACAUCAUGGGGCUGGAUUAAACAAUCUGUUUUGGUAUUCUGGAUUGUCAUCUGUCAUCUCGCCCAAAUAUAGCAAAGGAAGGACAACAUUUUACUAUUUGGACUAUAUUGAAAUUCACGGGGAAAAAAAGGAAAAAAAGGAAAGAAACAGAGCUAUGGCUACAUUGAGGGAGCAUCUACGGACCGGACAUCUCCUACUUCAGCCUUUUUCUAUGUGCAGCAAGAAAAUGCGAUACGUCGGCACGAAGCGUCGCACGAGUACUCGUAAAUGGUGCUUUCAAUGGCUGGCUGUCCUGCUAAUGCACAUGUGUGCUGUGAAUGCUGAGAAAAUGUAUGAAAACGACCCAGUGGUCACCACCACCAACGGCAAGCUCCGUGGAAUCAAGAAGGACUUGAACAAUGAGAUCUUGGGCCCGGUGGUACAGUUUCUGGGCGUCCCGUUCGCAGCUCCGCCGACAGGCGAGCGCCGCUUUCAGCCACCGGAGACGUUAGCGCCGUGGCCGGAUAUCCGCAAUGCAACGCGCUUUGCCCCGGUGUGCCCCCAGAACAUUGUGGAGGGCCGCCUUCCUGAUGUCAUGCUGCCGGUGUGGUUCACCAACAGUAUUGAUGUGGUGUCAUCGUACGUCCAGGACCAGAGUGAGGACUGCCUCUACCUUAACAUCUAUGUGCCCACAGAAGAUGUCAAAAGAAUAUCCAAGGAAUGUGCAAGAAAACCGGGCAAGAAAAUAUGUAGGAAAGGAGGUCCCCUUACAAAGAAACACUCUGAUGAUUUAAGUGAUAGUGACCACGCAACAGAUGAAGACAUACGGGAGAGCGGAAGUCCCAAGCCAGUGAUGGUUUUCAUCCAUGGUGGCUCAUACAUGGAAGGAACUGGCAACCUGUUUGAUGGCAGCGUCCUGGCCAGCUACGGGAAUGUGAUUGUCGUAACAGUCAAUUACCGCUUGGGUGUUCUAGGUUUCCUUAGUACUGGUGACCAGGCAGCCAAGGGGAAUUAUGGUCUGUUGGACCAAAUCCAAGCUCUUCGCUGGACCAGUGAGAAUAUCGCAGCCUUUGGUGGUGAUCCAUUGCGUAUAACUGUGUUUGGGUCAGGGGCUGGAGCCUCUUGCGUCAACCUUCUCACACUUUCUCAUUACUCGGAGGGCAACCGCUGGAGCAACUCGACAAAAGGUCUGUUUCAAAGGGCUAUCACCCAGAGCGGCACGGCGCUCUCAAGCUGGGCCGUUAGCUUCCAGCCAGCUAAGUAUGCCAGAGCGCUGGGCCAGAAAGUCGGCUGUAAUCUGGAGGACACGGUGGAGCUGGUCACGUGCCUUCAGAGAAAACAUUAUAAAGAGUUGGUAGAUCAAGACAUCCAGCCAGCACGGUACCACAUUGCCUUCGGACCCGUUAUCGAUGGCGACGUAAUCCCCGAUGACCCUCAGAUACUCAUGGAGCAAGGUGAAUUCCUUAACUAUGACAUUAUGCUGGGAGUGAACCAGGGUGAGGGUCUUAAAUUUGUGGAGCUGAUGGUGGACAAUGAAAAUGGUGUUCAGGCCAAUGACUUUGACUAUGCUGUGUCAAGCUUUGUGGAUGACCUCUAUGGCUAUCCAGAGGGUAAAGACAUACUCCGAGAGACCAUCAAGUUCAUGUACACGGAUUGGGCCGAUAGGCAUAACCCGGAGACGCGCAGGAAGACCUUGCUGGCCCUGUUCACUGAUCACCAGUGGGUGGCACCCGCUGUGGCCACAGCUGACCUGCACUCUAGCUUUGGCUCUCCGACUUACUUCUAUGCAUUCUAUCAUCAUUGUCAAACAGAACAGGUGCCACCGUGGGCUGACGCAUCUCACGGAGAUGAGAUCCCCUACGUGUUUGGCCUCCCGAUGAUCGGCCCGACCGAGCUGUUUCCCUGCAAUUUCUCCAAGAAUGAUGUUAUGCUCAGUGCCGUGAUGAUGACUUAUUGGACAAACUUUGCCAAAACCGGAGACCCAAACCAGCCUGUACCACAGGACACCAAAUUCAUCCACACAAAGCCCAACCGCUUUGAAGAAGUAGCAUGGACACGCUACAACCAGAAAGACCAGCUGUACCUGCACAUAGGCCUCAAGCCCCGAGUCAAAGAGCACUAUCGUGCCAACAAGGUUAAUUUAUGGUUGGAGCUGGUUCCUCAUUUGCACAGCCUUAAUGAUGCCACUCAGCUUAUUCCCACUACCACCAAGAUCUCCCCAUCGGGCGCAAGCAAUCGCACCCCAAAGCCAAAGGUUCUAGUGACAAAGAACCCCAACCCAACUCCCCUCCCAACUGAGAUCCAGAACAUCCACAAGCAACCUCAUUUAGUAGACCAGCGUGACUAUUCCACCGAGUUGUCAGUCACUAUCGCUGUGGGAGCGUCUCUGCUCUUCCUCAACAUCCUGGCUUUUGCAGCGCUCUACUACAAGAAGGACAAGCACCGGCACGACAUCCACAAAGGCUGCAGCCCACAACAGAGUGCAACCAACGACCUUGCUCAUACACAGGAAGAAGAGAUCAUGUCUCUUCAGAUGAAGCAACACACAGACCUGGACCAAGACUGCAGGCGGAUGCAGGGUGAUCCGCUAAAUCCUCGCGACGUGUUGCUAAGGACUACCUGCCCGCCAGACUAUACUCUGGCCUUGAGGCGCUCACCAGAUGACAUCCCUCUCAUGACACCAAACACCAUUACCAUGAUCCCGAGUACUAUUGGACGUCUUACCUCCCUCCAAUCUUUCAGCACCUUUCCCAGCACCCAACAAAAUAACACUCUUCCCCACCCACACUCGCAUUCCACUACCCGAGUAUAGUCCAGGGUAUCCAUCCACUCAAACAAGCAGGACUCUCCUAACUCACGCCGCAGUCCUGUUUGAAAAUCUCGAAAUACUCUUGUCGGCGUCUGACGCCGAACCACUGGUCAUAGUAACGGUAUUAUUGAGGGAUACGUUUUUGGAAGACAAAAAUCCCCCAAAUGGAGAAGUACAAGAGACCUAGAUUAGGAGAAUUAGACAGUACCAUUCCAAUAUAUUUUUCAGCAUUUUUACUCACAGCAAAAGAUUGAACUGUAUAAUCUAAUCGUGUUACAGUCUGCUUGAGGCUGAGUGACAUUGGAAUAGAUAUUCAAUGCACUGUAGACUACUACAGGGCAGAUUCCCAAUUCAAAGCAAUUUUGGCAUGUAUGAAUACAUUGUUUUUGUUUGUUUGUUUUUUUAGAUGAAGACAAAAACAUUUAAGGAAGCGUAUGCAAUAUGCACAAUGGAAUUCUAAAGAAGCUUUUCUUCUUGUAUUUUCAAGAAUCGUGAAAAUAAAUUAACAGAACAAUGAAAAAAUGUAUUGCUGCACUUUGAGCAUCAAUGCUUUAUAGUUAUUCAAUCGAAAGGGUGGCGGGCGGGGUCUGUUGCAGCAGGACUGAAACCAAGGAUAUGUCGACAGAGAUCUGGCCGACCCGAAGAAUAAGUAGAUUUUAACACGAUGUGUGCAUGAUGGUUUAUUUUCUUGAUAAAAUUAAAAGGAUCAUUUUCACCGUCUAUUAAUGAAGUUGGUGGAAUUUCCUGGAACGAUUAUUGGUAAAACAUUUUCACACUACUGGUUACUGUUGCCUGGGACUUCACUCAGUAGGUACAAAUGUAGAAAUUAAUAUCUAGCUGGAAAUAUGUGAACAAGCUUUGCAAUCAACGAUGACACAUCCUUAAAUUAAUUGUACCGUAAAUCCAGCGCAAGGCUCCAAAUAAACACUUUUGCAAUGCUG
Syngnathus acus (greater pipefish) is the source of this 4260-nucleotide messenger RNA. RefSeq names its product neuroligin 1 (gene nlgn1). The transcript is spliced from 12 exons. Gene Ontology annotation, biological process: postsynaptic membrane assembly; synaptic vesicle endocytosis; chemical synaptic transmission. NCBI's taxonomy places the organism in Eukaryota, Metazoa, Chordata, Actinopteri, Syngnathiformes, Syngnathidae. Gene Ontology annotation, molecular function: signaling receptor activity; neurexin family protein binding. The record is from RefSeq and is a predicted model, not a curated record. Gene Ontology annotation, cellular component: synapse; cell surface; postsynaptic specialization membrane. Bases 686 to 3322 code for a protein of 878 amino acids.